Amphibalanus amphitrite is the source of this 2797-nucleotide messenger RNA. RefSeq lists its product as uncharacterized. NCBI's taxonomy places the organism in Eukaryota, Metazoa, Arthropoda, Thecostraca, Balanomorpha, Balanidae. Bases 42 to 2129 code for a protein of 695 amino acids. The transcript has 3 exons. The record is from RefSeq and is a predicted model, not a curated record. Gene Ontology annotation, molecular function: histone binding.
GUCAGUGAGGGAGCUCAGCGACGACCGCUCAUAUCAUCAACAUGCCGAAGGCGUCACCUCCGACACGCCGCAGCCGGUCUACCAAGCGCACCCCAUCCAGCGUCGCUCCGCAGAGCACAAGGGGCGCCCUCAGGGGCCGCUCAGCGCCUAGAGGCAGCUCAGUCGCGGCUACGCCCCAACGUUCUCCAGUCCCAGCGCCAGCGGACGCCGGGACCUCUAUGAUGACGGCCACGAGUGUCCAGCCACACUCGUCCGGUGCACCAGCUGCCCCUGCCGACACUGUCACGUUCAGCAGGGAGCAGCUGAGCGAGAUGAUCGGUGAGAUGGUUCAGGCUGCUGUGGCAGCCGCUGUGCCAGCGGCCGUCCCCGUCCCAUCGACGUCUCAACAUACGUCGCCGGGGGCACCUCUAGACCUCAGGCAGCCGACGACCGCAGUGUUCCCGCAAAUGGGCUCCGGAGGAAACGAACACCCAGGUACUCUUAACAAGAUGGAUGAUGUAAUAAUAUUAAGUGAUGAUGACUAUACUCCACCUGCUGCUCAGCAACACAGGAAAGCCACAUCAGACAGCAAGAUAGAUCAGACUGCUCGCUGUUCGCUGGCUGCCGUGACCAAAGCUGACCAAAGGCCGAACCCCGGAGCCGAUGACGCGGAACCGCCCGAACCCCGUGAUCGGCACUUGUCGACCGGCAACUGCUCCAAGUCGGUCGCAGAUGACCGGACUGCCCGCCCCAGACGACCGGCUGGUGCUGUCGGCGGGGAGGAGGCCAACCCGAAGCCCAAGUGUGCCCGCUUGGACUCCGGGCGUCGCGCUGACCAGAAAACAGAAGAGACAUCACAGUCGAAACCGGAACCGGAACCGGAGCAGGAACCAGAGCCGGACCCAUGUAAAGAUGGUCUGGAGGAGGUGUGCGCUCUGCUCAAGCCGCUGCUGUCCGGGCCCGAGCUGAAGAUAGAGGCGAAGGUGCGGCGCCGCCACGCUGCCGUGCUGGCGCUGACUAGCGGACAUCCCGGACGAGUCCAGCACCUUAUCGGUGUGACUCGGCAGUGUGCCGAACGGCUGCGCGCAGAGCCGGACCUCUGCUUCACCGUGGUGCGCGGCUUCCUAGAGCAGCUCGACCAGUUGAAGAUCGCGGCAUCUUCGGCGCAGAGCUGCUCCGCGCCGCGAGUGGCGGUAAAAGCAAACGCCGCCGCUGACAACACUGAGACAGCAGCGCUGCUGUCUCAUUAUUCGUCGACAUUCUUCGUCGCUCGACGAAUAAUGUCGCAAAAACAGCAGACAAAGUUGAGGGAAACACGUCGACAUCGACGUCACGUGGCCAAGUUAGAGAAGACGCUGCGCCGGCUGGAGCGCGAAAUCGUGCGUCAGGAUAAGCUGGAGGUGGACUGGGAUGACGCCGCCUGCUCGGCUUACAUCGUGGGUGCCCGCCUAAAGCGGCGCUACGUGCAGGUGUACCGCUACUACUGCCGGCUGGUGGGCGCCGCCGAUGAGGCUGAGAAACUCGACUGGCGGCCCAUCCGCUUCCACGGCACCGGCUACUCGGAGAUCAACCGGGGCAUCGAGAAGUUCGUCAACCGCACUCGCGAGUUCCCCGACUUCACGGACGUGCUGAGCCUGAUCAAGCAGGCCAACCAGCGCUAUCGGCUACAGCUCGGCCCGACGGCGCUGCACGACCUGGCCGAGGAGGCGUUUCAGCAGAUUGGAACGCUGCUGCAGAAGAGGCGCCGCGCCGCGCUCGCCGAGUCCAUGGAUGCGCUGACGGGCACCGAAGACUGGCGUGGCCGCGAUCCGUCGGCGACCGACCCGAUUCUGGCCAAGAAGCUAGCUCAGAGCGGCGCCGAGGGCUCCAAGAGGCUCAAUGAGAAGUUUAGUGACUUUGUACAGCGUCAGGAGACGAUGGCUGCUGAGCGGCGGAUGAAGCGCGCCGAGUCGGACAAGGACGAAGACGGGAGGGAGGAGGAAGAGAACGAGGACGAGGAUGAGGAUCAGGAGGACGAGGAUCAGGAGGACGAGGACACGGAGGAGUCUGAGGUGACGGACGAGGAGCUGGAGGCGAACCGCGAGGAGCCGGCUGGCGCCAAUACCUUCGGGCUGGAUUAUAGUGAUCAGGAGGGCGUCCCGAUGGGUUAGAGUUGUCCGAAACAGUGGCUGUAAUGGCGGCAAGAGAUGGAAGCAGUGGAUGGACCUGGAAAUGGAGUGAAGAUUAACAGUGGGGAAAGACGAGUGAUGCGCCUGAUUCGCGUAGCGCGGUAAAGGUCGAAAAUAGCGCAAAAUCUGAGGCGAUUGCUGAUCUAGUGACUUGUCUUCAGAGUGCAGUGAGGACAUGGUUCCCGAAUUCGAGAAAGUUGAAAUGCCUGCUGAGUCGCUGGACUUCCUUCCUGAGCCUGAGCGAGCCAAUGUCGAUGUGGUGGAAGUGAAGGAGGACGUCAGUUCGUGGUGGAAGUGAAGGAGGACGUCAGUUCCGACGGCCCCGGGAAGAGGGCGUGACGCUGUCCCUGAGUGAGCGAAUUUUCGCCGCCGCCGAUUCAUAGACAGGUCAAUAAGCGAGAUCGCGACUGUAUGCUUCUAGUGCAUAAUGUGCUAAAAGUGAGGUAACAAUAGCCGUUUUCACGACGGCCAUCUGGUACACAUUUGGUGCACAUCUGGUGCAGAUCAGGUGCAGAUUUGGUCAAAUGAGGUUCAGUGUGUCUCUUAGUAGCUAUCAGCUAGAAUUGCACUAACUGCUUAUAUGCCUGCUUUGUCAUAUUAUCAGAGAGCAUCAUCGAUUAAAACACUGAAAUAAAUUCAUAAAAUAAAGA